AUGCCGCUGGCACCGCGUACUGAAGCGCUCGCGGCGUCCGAGCCGAGGAGCGCGGCAUCCGAGCCUCAACGGGCAGCGGUCGCGACGGAGGCGGAGGGCUUGCGUUUGCACCUCUCGAGCAACAGCAACGCCACCGGCUACAAGGGCGUGUUCAAGGAGCCCUCCGGCCGCUUCCGUGCGAUUCACAGCGUGGCUAACCUCGGCCUCUUUGACACGGCGGUGGAGGCGGCGGUGGCGUACGCGCGGUCGGUCGGCGAGUAUCAGCCCUCGAUAGUGGCCGCGGAGGCGGAGGGCUUGCGCUUGCACUUGUCCAGCGCCGCCGGCACCGGCUACAAGGGCGUGGUCAAGCUCCCCUCUGGCCGCUUCGUGGCGAAGCGCGCGGUGGACGGCAGGCACGUCUACAUCGGCACCUUCGACACGGCGGUGGAGGCGGCGGUGGCGUACGCGCGGGCGGUCGAAGAGGCGGCGGCGGCGGCGGCGACAGCGGCGGCGGCGGCGACGGCGGCGGCCGCGGCGGCGGGCGCUGAGCCGGCGGGAGCCGAGCCGACGGGAGCUGAGCAGCAAACUCGCUCCUCCGACCGCGGCGCGCGCCCGGUCGUGCGCUUCGAGGCGCCCGAUCCGUGCGAGCUCGCACGGUGGCGUCGUGAGGCGAGCAGCGGGCCUCCGGCGGCCGAGGGCGAGCGGAUCUUCCCUGCCGGCGCAAAUGCACCCACGACAGCUUCCGAGACGGUGCGGCAUCGCUCAGCCUCCGUCGCUGCCUCGUCGCAUGCGCCGCAGGCGGAGGAGGAGGCUCCGGAGGCGGAGGGCUUGCGCUUGCACUUGUCCAGCAACAACGGCACCGGCUACAAGGGCGUGAUCAAGAAUCCCUCUAACCGCUUGCCGUACCAUGCGCGACUGUCGGGCAAACCAAGCCUCGGGAGCUUCGGCACGGCGGUGGAGGCGGCGGUGGCGUACGCGCGGGCGGUCGAAGAGGCGGCGGCGGCGGCGACAGCGGCGGCGGCGGCGACAGCAGGGGCGGUGGCGGCGGGCGCUGAGCCGGCGGGAGCCGAGCCGGCGGGAGCUGAGCAGCGAGCUCGCUCCUCCAACCGCGGCGCGCGCCCGGUCGUGCGCUUCGAGGCCGGCCCGGCGCCCGAUCCGUGCGAGAUCGACCUCUCCUGGCUGGAGCUGCUGCCGCCUCUCCGCCUCAAGCCGCUCUGCGAUCAGAAGGGCCUGAGUGUGGGGUGGGACAGCUCGGAGGCGCUGGCGAAGCGGCUGCGCGCCAGCGGUGGCCUGAGCCUGGCGCAGCUCAAGGAGCUGUGCGAUGCUCCAGAGGUCGGAGUCGCGUCAUACCAAGGCGCAAGGCAGAGGUCGCAGAUCGCGCAGCGCAUCGGCGCCAAGCUGGCGGCGGCGGCGGCGGCGACGACGACGACGACGGAGGAGGAGGAGGAGGAGAAGGAGGAGAGCAGUGAUGAGGGGGCGGCGGCGGCGACAGCGGCAGUGGCAGCGGAGGGGGCGGAGGCGGGCUCCGGCACGCGGGAGGUGGACCGGGUUCUUCCGUCGUCGUCGUCGGCAGCUCACCCGGCCCGGCCAGGCGGCGACGGCCGGCGCGAGAGGAGACCGUCGACGUUCUUCGAAGCUAAGCUUGGCGGCGGAGACGCGCGGGUGCAGCACCGCGGACAAGCCGUCGACCUGACGGCGCCCGCGGCGGCGGCGGCGGCGGCUCCAAAGCCGCAAAAGGAGGAGGUGUGCAAGGCGUGGCUCGAGGGAAAGUGCCACAAGGGCAAGUCUUGCCGCUGGCGCCACGGCGAGAAGAGGCCGCCGCCGGCGAAGGUGCAGGUCGCCUCCGUGGCGGCCGCCCAACCUCAGGCCGCCCAGCCUCAGGCCGCCCAGCCUCAGGGAGCUCAGGCGGCAGCUCACCCGGCCGACCCCGCCCGGCGAGGCCAGCGGAGCCUGGCGCAGGCGGGGAUCGAGGAGGCGGCGGGGUCGGCCGCUGCCGCCGGGACAAGUCAGGGGCCCGGCGGCGACAGGGAGGCGGCGCAGCGGGUAGUGCUCGAGCCGGUGCCGAUCAAAAAGGGCGGGCGUGGCGGGCGGCGUCCUGGGGCGGGCAGGAAGCGAAAGGCCGUGGCUGCGUUGCUGGCGGCCAGUUCCUCGCUUGGUGGUGACGGCGGCGGCGGCGGCCGAGCACACGCCGGGCGGCACGGGGGCGAGAUCAGCGCGGCUGACACUCGCGGCGCGGCGGUGCAGGAGGGGGGCGACGGCCGGCGCGAGAGGAGACCGUCGACGUUCUUCGAAGCUAAGCUUGGCGGCGGAGACGCGCGGGCGCAGCACCGCGGACAAAGCCGCGGUGUCGGGGCGGGCGGAGGCACCGACCCCGCCCGGCGAGGCCAGCGGAGCCUGGCGCAGGCGGGGAUCGAGGAGGCGGCGGGGUCGGCCGCUGGCUCGGGCCUCACCAAGAUGGAGAUGGCGGCCGCGGGCCUCAAGAUAAGUCCGGGCGCAUGCUGCUCCGCUGCAGCCCCGCCGCCGCAGCUAGGCAAGCGGCCGGGCGUGGGCGCACCGGUCGCUGCAGCGGUCUCUUGCGGCGGCUGGGAGGGCCUCGUCGACGGCUGGUACACGCAGACAGAGGUGCGACAAGCCGGCCGUUGCGACACCUACUUCUUCUCGCCCGCCGGGAAGCGCUUCCGCUCGCGCGUCGAGGUGGCAAGGCACUUCGGACUCGACCAAGGCGGAGCUCGGGCGCCGCCCGUCUUCGCCCCCGCCUCCACCUCCGCCUCCGCCUCCGCCUCCGCCUCCGCCUCCGCCCGCCAGCCUGGGCCGGUCGCAGGGCUGGGCGGCGACGUGUUUCGGGUCGAGGCGCUGCUCGCGCGGCGGCACGUCGGCGGAGAGGCCCAGUACUUGGUGCGCUGGGAGGACUACCCGCCCGAGCACGACAGCUGGGAGUGCGAGGACAACAUCUUCGACGAGAGCCUGAUCCGCGCCUUCAAUGCCGGCGCCGCGUCCUCGUCCAGCGGCGGCGCCUCCGAGUCGGCAGCAGGCCCUCGGGCCGGCGUUUCUUUUUCUUCCUCCCGGCUGCCGGCCUACCUCUCCGCGCCUUCCCCUGGGCGGCCCCACGCGGCGGGCGGGCGGGCGCCGAGUUUGCAGGGCGCUUUGACCGCGGCGGAGCUGCCGCGGUUUGUGCAGCUUGCCUCGGCGGAGGGGGCGCCGCGGCGGUGGGGCGGCGGUGUGCCACCCCCCACUUGCCUUUGCGGUGCGCUGGCCGUGUUGCGCAAGCGGCGCUGGUGGUGUGCCGACGAGGACGGCGGCUGCAGCUUCGAGCUGUGGGCGUGCGGUCGCACCGACGACGGCACCGCGGGCAUGCAGCCGCUGUGCGAGUGUGGCAGGCCGGCGGUGUGGAUGGGCAGGAGGUGGUGGUGCGCGCGCGCCGAUGGCGGGUGCGACUUCGAGUGGUCUCCUCCGUCGCCACCCGCGCCUCCAACGCUGGUGCCGCCCGAGGCGAUCGAACGGCAGAUGGCGCGUGACACCGCGGCGCUGCUCACGGCUGCCGCGCACGGCCCGCUCAACGCGUGGUCCUUCGUCGCACCAAGCGAUUUCGGGCUCGGGCUCUGGGCGCGGGCGCCUCUCCGGCGGGGGCAGGCGCUCGGCUUGUACUCCGGGCCGCGGCUGCCGUGCAGCUUGCAGCGGCGCGGCACGUGCGCGCUUCAGAUCCCGGGCGCCGACGCCGCCACUGCCUGCGCUUCGCGGAAGUCGCUUACGUGCGAGGCCGUGGUUGACGGUUUGGCGCGGCUGCAGAGCGCGGCGCGCGCAUCGCAGGGCGGCGAGGACGUCGAUGCGGCGUCGGCCGUCCUUGCUUGCUCAGUGGCGGACGAGACAGCGGCACCGCUCCCUUGGGGUGGCGAGCGAGGGGGCGACGUGCGCUUGCGGCUGCUGGUGCCGAGUCUAGCAAAGAAGCUGGCCGGGCUGCGAGCGCGCGUCGCGUCCUGCCAAUGGGGCAUCGUGGCGUCGCACUUGCCUGGACGCACCGGCGCCGAGUGCCGCGGGCGGUGGGCCGAGCUGCAUGCGGAGGCGGAGGCGGAGAUGGAGGAGAUGGAGGCGGAGGAGAUGGAGGCGGAGGAGAUGGAGGAGGCGGAGGCGGUCGAGGUGGAGGCGUUCGAGGUGAGUGAUGAGGAGGGGGCGCAGGUGGAGUCGGGAGCGGAGGCGAUGGAGGUGGAUGCUGCGGUGGUGGUCGCUGAGGGCGAGGAGGAGCAGGAGGAAGACGGCGUGCUAGAGGCCGCGGUGGAGGUGGAGGCGAGGUAUGCAUGGCUGUGA
Emiliania huxleyi CCMP1516 is the source of this 4281-nucleotide messenger RNA. RefSeq lists its product as hypothetical. Gene Ontology annotation, biological process: regulation of DNA-templated transcription. Gene Ontology annotation, molecular function: DNA binding; DNA-binding transcription factor activity; metal ion binding. Bases 1 to 4281 code for a protein of 1426 amino acids. Lineage: Eukaryota; Haptophyta; Isochrysidales; Noelaerhabdaceae. The record is from RefSeq and is a predicted model, not a curated record. The transcript has 5 exons.